AUGCCUCCACAUCUCUGCACAGUCGUCGUCUUCCUUCUGGCGACGAUGGCCUAUGGCGGCGGAGCCGUAGGCGUGAACUGGGGCACGACGGCCUCGCACCCAUUACCGCCGACCAAGGUGGUGGAGCUGUUGAAGUCCAACAAUGUGACCAAGGUCAAGCUACUCGACGCCGACCCAGGUGUCCUAGAAGCGCUUUCUGGGUCCAAUCUUGUUGUCACUGUGGGCAUUCCUAAUGCCUUGCUUAGAACCUUGAACUCUUCUAAGAAGGCUGCUGAGAGUUGGGUUCAUGACAAUGUCACUCGCUACGUCUCCAAUGGUGGCAGUGGCGUUAAAAUUGAGUAUGUUGCUGUUGGAGAUGAGCCAUUUCUCCAGAGUUAUGGUGAGCAAUUUCACCCCUUUGUCAUUGGAGCAGCAAUGAAUAUCCAUAUAGCUUUGGCCCGAGCAAAAUUGGAGAGCAAGGUGAAAGUAGUUGUUCCUUGCAGUUUUGAUUCCUUCCUGUCAGAGUCUGGCCAUCCUUCGAAAGGACAUUUUCGGGCUGAUCUCAACAGAACCAUGAUUGAACUCCUAACGUUUCUCAGCAAGCACAGUUCACCAUUCUUUGCGACCAUUUCUCCAUUCUUAAGUCACCACCAGAACAAAAACAUUUCCCUCGACUUCGCUCUAUUUAAAGGCAAUGCAAAACCUCAUAAUGACAGCCGCAGAACAUACAAAAACAGCUUUGACUUGAGCUACGACAUCUUGGUUACUGCAUUGUCAACAGUAGGAUUUCCUAAAAUGGAAAUUGUUGUGUCGCAGAUUGGUUGGCCUACAGAUGGAGCAGCAAACGCAACCUCAUCAACUGCAGAGACCUUCAUGAAAGGCCUGAUGGAGCACCUUCAUAGCAAAUCGGGGACCCCACUUAGACCUCGGGAUCCUCCAUCUGAAACAUACAUUUUUAGCCUCUUAGAUGAGGAUCAAAGAAGCAUAAGCACUGGGAAUUUUGAAAGACACUGGGGUGUGUUCACUUUUGAUGGUCAAGCCAAGUACCAUUUUGACUUUAUCCAAGGUUCAAAAAAUCUCGUGGAUGCGCAGAAUGUUGAGUACCUUCCUUCGAAGUGGUGUGUAGUGAACAACAAUAAGGACUUAUCCAAUGUAACUGCAAGUUCUUUAGAGGCAUGUUCACUUGCCGAUUGCACUGCACUGUCUCCUGGUGGGUCUUGUUCCAAUAUCAGCUGGCCUGGAAAUAUAUCGUAUGCGUUUAAUAGCUACUAUCAGCAGCAUAAUCAGAGUGCAGAUAGCUGUAACUUUGGGGGCUUGGGUUUAAUCACAACUGUUGAUCCGUCAGUGGAUAAUUGCAGGUUUUCUGUUCAACUUCGCACUUCUCUUUCAGAUUUCCUUUAUCCGGCCUAUCUUAGCCAGUGGAUGACCUUACUAGUCACAACCAUUUUGUUAUCCUUAACCAUAUUUACGUAG
Messenger RNA from Prunus armeniaca (apricot), 1452 nucleotides. The record is from the annotation of a GenBank genome assembly. NCBI's taxonomy places the organism in Eukaryota, Viridiplantae, Streptophyta, Magnoliopsida, Rosales, Rosaceae.